Molecule: messenger RNA, 689 nt
Organism: Nothoprocta perdicaria
Lineage: Eukaryota; Metazoa; Chordata; Aves; Tinamiformes; Tinamidae
Gene: KEAP1
Product: kelch like ECH associated protein 1
Exons: 1
Molecular function (GO): protein binding
Source: RefSeq, a predicted model, not a curated record
GUGGCGCAGCAGGAGGAGUUCCUGGCGCUGUCGCACUGCCAGCUCGCGGCGCUGCUCAGCCGCGACGAGCUCAACGUGCGCUGCGAGUCCGAGGUGUUCGACGCCUGCAUCCGCUGGGUGGAAUACGACCGCGCCGGGCGGCGGCCCUACGUGCGCGCGCUGCUGCAGGCCGUGCGCUGCCACGCGCUCACGCCGCAUUUCCUGCAGCGGCAGCUGCGCCACUGCGAGCUGCUGCGCGCCGACGCGCGCUCCAAGGACUACCUGGCGCAGAUCUUCCGCGAGCUCACGCUGCACCGGCCGCCGCGCGAGCGCCCGCCGGGCCGCGCGCCCAAGGUGGGCCAGCUGGUGUACGCGGCCGGCGGCUACCUGCGCCACUCGCUGAGCUGCCUGGAGGCGUUCGACCCGCGGCGCGGGCGCUGGCGGCGCCUCGCCGACCUGCCGGCGCCGCGCAGCGGCCUGGGYGGCUGCGCGCUCGGCGGGCUGCUCUACGCCGUGGGCGGCCGCAACAACGCGCCCGACGGCAACACGGACUCGGCGGCGCUCGACUGCUACAACCCGGUGACGGACCGGUGGGCGCCGUGCGCGCCCAUGAGCGUGCCGCGCAACCGCAUCGGCGUGGGCGUCAUCGACGGCAUGAUCUACGCCGUGGGCGGCUCGCACGGCUGCGUGCACCACAGCAGCGUGGAGAG